AUGUCGUUGGCGAGGGCCAUGUUCCACCUCUUGGAGGCCCAGCAAGUGAAGAAGUUGGCUGAGGCCGAUAUGGAAGCUCAAAUUCGCAAACGCUACAUGGCCGUGAUGCGGGUAUCCCGGGACAAGGAUCAGAUGGAGAUCGAUGCUGUUAAUAGCAUGUGGGACUAA
Molecule: messenger RNA, 168 nt
Organism: Podospora bellae-mahoneyi
Lineage: Eukaryota; Fungi; Ascomycota; Sordariomycetes; Sordariales; Podosporaceae
Exons: 2
Coding region: 1-168 (55 amino acids)
Source: RefSeq, a predicted model, not a curated record